GCUUGGCCCCUCCUCCCUCUUCCUCUGCCCUGCUCCCCUCCGCUUGCUCUUCCGCAGCGUGGCCCCCCCUCCACCCUCCGGCCAUGGCAGACAAGCCGCUCAAGCACAGCAAGAAGUCCAAGCGGUGCCUGCUGUGUGAGGCGCCCUUCUCCGGGGCGGCCGAGGGGGACCUGUGCCCCAUGUGCUCCAUGACCCCCCUGGCCCCCGUGCACACGGCAGAGCCCGGCAUGGAGAGCCGGUGGCGAGAGACCAGGGCCCCGUCCCCUGCGGGGAGCUGCGGCUCCGGGGACGAGACGCAGGGCCAGGAGCAAGAAGAGGACAAGGAGGAGACAGGACAGCAGCUCCUGGCCGAGUGGGUCUUUCCAGCUGAGCUGCCGGACGCAAUUCGCGGGAUGGAACCCCAGGGCUCUGCCAGGCUGAACUCCAGGAAAAGGAGAAAAGAAGGCGUGGGCCCCAACGGGGCGGCCGAAGCGGAUGGCAUCCCCUCCAAAAUGCCACGGAACUGCUUGGGUCUCAGGGAGCCAGCUCCAUUUUCCGAUGAGCUUGAAGUGGACUACAGCAAGCCAUACAUCCGAGUAACGUUUGAUGAAGCAUUAAGGGGGACGCCAUUGGACAGACCAGUCAGGGUUUACGCCGACGGAAUAUUUGACCUUUUCCACUCUGGGCACGCACGGGCCUUGAUGCAGGCGAAAAACCUCUUCCCAAACACGUACCUGAUUGUAGGGGUCUGCAGCGACGAGCUGACGCACAACUUCAAGGGCUUCACGGUGAUGAAUGAGGCCGAGCGCUACGACGCCGUGCAGCACUGCCGCUACGUGGACGAGGUGGUGAGGAACGCCCCCUGGACCCUGACGCCCGAGUUCUUGGCUGAGCACAGGAUCGACUUUGUUGCCCACGACGACAUCCCCUAUUCCUCCGCCGGCAGCGACGAUGUCUAUAAGCACAUAAAAGAAGCAGGAAUGUUCGCACCGACUCAGAGAACCGAAGGCAUUUCCACGUCGGAUAUCAUCACUCGCAUCGUCCGCGACUACGACGUCUACGCCCGGCGGAACCUGCAGAGGGGCUACACGGCUAAGGAGCUCAACGUCAGCUUCAUCAAUGAGAAGAAGUACCACUUGCAAGAGCGCGUGGACAAAGUGAAGAAGAGGGUGAAGGACGUCGAGGAGAAGUCCAAGGAGUUUGUGCAGAAAGUGGAGGAGAAAAGCAUCGACCUCAUCCAGAAAUGGGAAGAGAAGUCCCGCGAGUUCAUUGGCAACUUCCUGGAGAUGUUUGGCCCCGAAGGAGCUCUGAAGCACAUGCUGAAGGAGGGCAAGGGGCGGAUGCUGCAGGCCAUCAGCCCCAAGCAGAGCCCCAGCAGCAGCCCCACCCACGACCGCUCCCCCUCCCCUUCCUUCCGCUGGCCCUUCACGGCCCGGACGCCCCCCUCGUCUCCGGCCAACGUCCCCAGGAACAAGUCGGCGGUGGCCUACGACAUCAGCGAGGAUGAGGAGGACUAGAGAGCCUGGACCCCGCGGGGAUUUCUGCAAAUGCUGCUUCCUUGAUGAGUCCCGCCUCCAGGCAUGAAGAGAACCGCUGGCGAUGAGCGAGCGCCUCCCCCCAACCCGCCGCCAGAGGGCUGGGUCUGCCGUGUUAGCCCACCCACGCAGCGUCCUUCUCCUCCUCCUCUCUCGCUGAGGACUAGUGCCUUGGGGAGUGGGGCGCAUUGUUGGGUUUGAACGCCUUCCCCACUUCCCCUUUCAUUGGUUAUUUGCUGUCUUGUUUCUUGGGGGAAACGGGGGGAAGGUGGCUCCAAUUUUAAAGCAGGUGUAUUCCUUUUAAACUUUUAACCGGCCCCAGCCACUCGUGGAAAUGAGCGCUCUGGUUGGCGGGGGAAUUAGGGGGCUGGCAGAGCCGGGAGGCUGCCCUGCAGGCAAGCAUCGUUGCCUGCCUGUCCCCAAGUCCCAGGGUGCCUCCUGCCUCCUAUAGGCUGCCUCCAGUUCAAGGUCCUUGAGCCGGUGUGAAGUUAAGGCAGUGCAGGAAGCGGUUGCAGUAGAAAAUCUGUAAAGAGAGAGAGAGGUGGCGGCUGGCUGUGGAGUCACAAGAUGCUUUUUGGGAUGCCGGAGCGGAAGUUGGUCACCUUGCAAGCCCUUCUGUUCCCCCCGUUUGCUGGUCCUCCAGAAGAUAAGUGGGAGGGGAGGCUAUGCAAAAAAAGGGGGGGGGUGGAAGCAUGUCUGCAGAUUCCCACUGUAACCGCAGUGAGGUUGUUGGGUCGUCUGCUGCUCAGCCGCCUUUUCCUGCUUCUGGCGCACACAAUAAUAAAAGAAAAACUUCAGUUCGCUUCCCAAAUGGGCAAAGUUGGCUUAAAGUUCCUGUGGAUGUGCAGCAGGAGUAGCAAACCCCCCCCCCCCAGGCUUCAAAGGCAAGUUGCUUGCUGCCGAAUUGGAGGAGAGCAUCAGGCUAGCAUUGCGCGGCCCUCAGGUGGAAUGUCCGUUGCGUUGCAAAGCCAGGGCAGGGCUGAAUGGGUGGCACUCGCUCCGUAGCGUCCGGAAAAGCGACCCCGAUUCUCCCCAUUCUGAGACUUCUUGUUGGGCAGCGAAAACAAGGAAACUUGGGAACCUGUUAAAAGCUUAAAUUUUUGUCCCUUUUGCGUGUUGUGCUUUAUGCAAAGGUUUGUGACCCCUUUCCUGGCGCCGGGUGUUUGGUCUUCGUUGACGUACCCAUCUCGCCUUUGUUGACUUACCCAUCUCUUCUCAGAACGUCCCUACCUGACCCUAACGCCCUCCUGCCUCCCAGCUUCCAAAGUGCACGGUGCAGCUCUGUCUUAUCCUGCAACUCUGCUCUCCUGCCGGCCUGUGUCUGUCAUAAAUGCCCAGUGGUCAGGGCUUUGCUGCCCACCCCGCACCCCUUCAUGGGGAAGAGGGGAACCGCCCCGUUGUGCAACUAUGGCUGAGCGUGUGUGCUGUGCUCCCAGGAAAGACCAGCAGCAGCACAGAUCUAGCUCAGAGGGUGCAGCACACUCGUUGCGUCACCUCCAAAUCUUCUGGGUGUUCGAGUGCAAACCCUGCCAACUCUCAGCUCUGCCUUGAGUAAGGUGCAAAUUAAUAUCAAGCAAAACAGCUGCUCUUUCAGUGAACUGCCCGAUGUCUGGGGGUGCUCCUCCUGUUGGCUUUUGUUGUUAACUGUGUAAUAAAUGUUCAGAGUUAACUGUCAGCUCCACAUGGAUUUUCCCUGGAGUCAGUCCCUGCUUCUGAUGUUUCCCUGUCAAGAACGAUGCCAGCUGUCCCUUGACCAUGGACGACUGCCCGUCUGGGUUAUUUCAUGAGUUAAUGUUUUUCUUAAGAGAUUGUCUCUUUGUAGGAAAAUCAGCUUGUGAAAUGUCUCCGGGGGGGGGGAAUUAUUUGUGCUCUGGGAAUACGGAGCAGGCAGACAGCCUCUGCCACACUCUGUGAGCUCAGCGGGACAGCUUCAAGGCAUCUUGGCGCCCACACAUUUUCUGACAUGAAGAUUGUCCCUGGACAGGAACGGAGGUGUUGGCCAGAUUGCCACUGUGGUGGUCAGUCUGGGCUGUACACCGUCAGGAUUUUUGGUGGGAGCUCACAAAGCAGACAGCGCCAUGCUCUCUCUUCCCUGUGAGUUUCCCCUGGUGUCUUAAAAAUCUGAAGGAGAAUGCAUUUCUGUUCCUCAGCCUGCCUUCCCAUUCCACAGGGAGAGUCCUGGAAAUGCUGGAUUGCCCCGUUUUAACUCUUCAAAAGUGUGUUCAGUUGGAUUGUUUUGAGACGCACUUCUGAACAUUUGCACACUGUAUAAAGUUGAUUCACAGACGCAGGAACUGAGCUGCCGCAAGGCAGAUUUCCCUUCCACGUUAUUCAUGCGGUAAAAUGUGCUUCUGAAAGUUUUCCCCAGUGCCGCAAAAUUGCCGUGGUACACGUGGCCUUGGGAUAAUUUGUGUCUUUUCCUUUGAGGGAGCUCUUCCAAAAGAUCAUUUUGCCAUGAAAACAGCGAGUUGGAGUGGAACGGCACCUCAGGGUGGCUCUUUUGCCCCAGAAUUUGUCUCCCAAACCGGCUCAUCUGGAGACUGCUUUGGGAACAGGAGUGUCAAUGGCCCUAAAGGAAAGACACUUACGGAGCCAGCCAUUCCGAAAUGAUACUUGCAAAGGUCACUACAAAAGCCGAUAAAUUUGUUGGGUGACUUUAAAAAAAAACGGGAUUUGGGGUGCUGAAAUAGUGACUGCUACAUAUUGCAUUAUACCAGUGGUCCCUCUCUCUAAGAUGUAGGUUUGUAUAUCAACGGUAGCAUUGAAAGAUGUAGCCUGUGUGCUUGACUCUGUUUUGUGCCCUUUUCAAAAGAAACCCAAAGGCCAGUACUCUUAACAGUACUUCGGCCCUGCGAAAUUACUGUACAAAAGUGGGUUUUGGUUAGGCACGUGCACAAAUCUCACACACCUGUAGUUGUAAGUGAUGGCCCCUACACGGGUGUUGCUACACAACGUAGGCCCUUCACAGAACAACCUGCUUGCAGCAUUUGUGCAGAUUUAUGUCGUCAUGUGUGAAGCACAGCCCUGUUGCCUCUGAAUGAACUCACCUGGGCACUGUGUGAUGCACCCCUUUUAGCAAUAUUUGGAGGUUUCCAUACUUCCCAGAGUCAGGGGGAGAAAAUAGGCAAGGGUUAUUAACUUCUUUGCAUCCAGAAGCAAAUAGUUUUCCAGGGCCACCACAUGCAUUUAGCCAGAAAUUGCAUUUCCUUCCUUUGCAGCUGAACAUGUGGUGGAAAUGUCAUUGAACUCUUCCACCCAUACAGCUGCACUCAUUAUUCAUAUAACUCUUUAGUCCUCAACACAGGUUUUUUUAAAUAAAAAAAGGGUCGUAAUUGGGGAGGAACCGCUACACAGGGCAACCUCUGACUGUCCCAAGUUUCCACCCAGAGCAGAGUCCUUGUGCUCUGGCCGAUGACAGUAUUGUUAUGAGUCCCAUAAUGGAUUUGAAAAGCCACAUGGUGGUACUUCACAUAUGCUAGCAGAGCAUCGUGGGACCCAAGCCAUGUUUGGGCAGCUUUCAUGCCACUCCAGUAACAUCCAAACCAACCUUUCGUUGGCCAUGUGAGAGUUGCAGAAUUGAGGCACCUUCUGACAGCCGUCCAUCCUGAAAAUACCAGCAUUGAAGCAUCUUGUACAUUGGACCACUUGAAAAAUGGGCCUUUGUGAAACUCCCUUCUUGCAUUGUGGGGCCUCAGUGGCACAUAAUUUCCGUUCCCUAUUACAGCUGCUGUGUUUUCCUAAAAGCCAUAUGAGAUCUGGUCCUAUCACUGCAUUGUCGCAGGGUUUCUAGCCAAGUCUUAAGGCUGCCCAGUUCAGGCCUUUGAGACCAGCUCAAUUCCUCAGUGACCGCCCUGCAUCGUAAAGUUUCAUCCAGGCUAGCUCUCCUUUUUCAGAGAGGAGCAAACAUGUCUGUGGUAGAAACAGUUACCAGUUUUUUAGCACUAAUAAACAGGAAGAAUUAAGGGGUUUUUUAGUUUCCCCAACCUUCCUUGCUCGUUGGCUUAGCAAAGACCUGGAAGAUCUCUCUUUAAGGAGCCAGGUUUUGACACUAGAUGGUUUGAGCUGCAUGAUGUCAAGAUUUCCUAUGCUGGGCAAAUGCCAUUCAUGGUGUCCUUUGCAGGGAAGCCAACGUAAAAACACCCAAACAGAAAUCUUUAACUGGUUGCCUCAACAGAGCUCUCUCUAGCCACAGAGACUGGUGGUGAUGGACAUUUCUCUCCUAGCCAUGCCUCUUUCAAUCAGUGUUAAGUGUCCCAGUUUCCUGUCUCUGUGAAUCGCAAGCUCCCGGUUCUGCUGCAAGCUGAAUGGGGGUUGUUUUGUGCGUUCUUCCUUUUUUCUUCCACUUAUGCGUUUUAGCCAAAUAAAUGUCAUUUUACCCAAAAUA
Messenger RNA from Podarcis muralis (Common wall lizard), 5898 nucleotides. It is a transcript of the gene PCYT1A, whose product is annotated as phosphate cytidylyltransferase 1A, choline. The record is from RefSeq and is a predicted model, not a curated record. Lineage: Eukaryota; Metazoa; Chordata; Lepidosauria; Squamata; Lacertidae. Gene Ontology annotation, biological process: CDP-choline pathway. Gene Ontology annotation, molecular function: phosphatidylcholine binding; choline-phosphate cytidylyltransferase activity. Gene Ontology annotation, cellular component: endoplasmic reticulum.